CACCACAGUUCGAAAUCGCCAGUUAGGUGAAAACACACUUCUAUUGCAAGUACAAGACAAUUAGCCCCCUUCCAUGAUAUCUCCCUCUUCACACUGUCAUGUGACAUGGUGUGUGAGGUAUAAAGGCCAUUGCAGGUGACCAGCAAAGCUAUUGCGAACUCACCUUUAGGUGGAGUCACCUGAUCACCCAACAAGAACAUAGGAGAUCACCGACUGGCUGCCUGCUACACGCCCCGAGUAGUCUCACCAUUGCAGUCACCACUUUCACCUGAGGAAAGACAAGAGGCCGCGAGUUCUCACUGCACAAGACCAACAUGACAACAACACAUCAGUUAAUGGCCGCCGCCUUCUGCCUGUGCGGGCUUUUGUUUCUUUACCACGUCGACUCCGUCAACAGCUUAUCGUGCAAGACUUGUGAUGAGACUGAUCCCAACUGCUACUCCGGAGACGUCGCAGAUGAAGAUUGUGAGCCCGACAGGCCUUACUGCACAAUUACUGACUUUAAGUUUCCAAACGAACUCCAGUCCUCCAAGAUAUUUCGUGGCUGCAGCGAAGACUCACUUAACGAGUGUAAGGUAAUAAGCACGGAGCUUUCGUAUUGCUCUUCGAGCUGCGAAACGGACGGCUGCAACAAUGAACCCAAAAACCCAUGAGAAGAAGACUAAACUUUCUGAGGACACUUUGUCAGAAACUGUCAUUGAUACAAAAUGCAUUGUUUAAGUUAAGCAGACAUUCCUGCCAUUGAAGGUUUUAAAAAUGUUUUUGUCGGUUUCUCUUAAAUACAUGGCGACAUCUGACAUGAAACUGUGCAAAUUUUGUCCAAAAAACUGAAGAAAAACAGUUGUAAAUCUCA
This is a messenger RNA of Pomacea canaliculata, 853 nucleotides long. RefSeq lists its product as uncharacterized. Bases 315 to 653 code for a protein of 112 amino acids. The transcript is spliced from 3 exons. The record is from RefSeq and is a predicted model, not a curated record. NCBI's taxonomy places the organism in Eukaryota, Metazoa, Mollusca, Gastropoda, Architaenioglossa, Ampullariidae.